AAAAGAAGAUUUAAUGAGGUUAUGUUAUCAACUGUUGCUUGUUUUGUUUAUUUUUAAGCAUGCUUAAAGUUUUUAAUUAAUAAUAACAUUAUUCAUCUGCAAAAUGAAAACAUUUAAAAGUGCUGCAUGGGAUUCCGAUGCGAAUACAUCGACAUUCCAGGAAUUGUUUCAGAAAAGUAAGAAGAUUAAGAACACAAUCGACAAGAGUAGAAAGGAGGUGAAGAAAAAUGCGAAGGCUCUGGAAAAACGAAUAAAGAAAAAAUUGAACAAAAAGAAUGCUGCUGUUACUGACACGAAGAAUUUAAUCAGUACACCUGAAGAACUGAUGACUCAAAGUAAAAAAAGAAGACUCAGGAAGAUGAGAGCUAAAUUAAAAAAGGAUGAUAGUAAUAAUUCGCAGACUGAUUUAUCAUCUUUGGUUAGUGUUAAAAAAACUAAACCAAAAAAAAUUAAGUCUAAACCAGUUAACGAAGAAAUUAAAUUGGUUCUGGCAACUCCGGAAGAGAACCAGGAAAACCCACAACCAAAGAAGAAGAAAAAGAAACCGAAGAAAAUCAAAACUGAGAUAGAAAACGAGCCGAAAAAGCCAACAAAGACUUUCAAAAAGAGCUUAAACAAACUCGUUUUCAGCGACCACUCGUUUACUGAAAAACUACUAGAUACACCUGAAGACGCACACAAAAGCAACAAGAAAGAAAAGUUCUACAACAAACUGAAAGUGGCCCUUAAUUCGACCAAAAAAUCCAAACCAAUGGCAACGCUGCGACAGAAGAUGAUAGAAAAAUUAAAAUCGGCCCGAUUCCGUUUCAUCAACGAACAAAUCUACUCGACUGACAGCAAAGAAGCGAAAAAGCUGUUCGAAGAAGACCCUGAAGCCUUCAAGUCCUAUCACGAAGGGUACAGAAACCAGGUCAAGAGUUGGCCUGUCAAUCCCUUGGAUUUGAUUAUCGAAAAAAUUAAAAAGCUACCGAAAACCAACGUUAUAGCUGAUUUCGGAUGCGGAGAUGCCAGACUUUCGAAAUCCGUAGUCCAGAAGGUCCAUUCGUUCGAUCUAGUAGCCACUGAUGACUCUGUAGUCGCCUGUGAUAUGUCCAAAGUGCCAUUGGAAAAUAAUUCCGUGGAUGUUGCUGUGUUUUGUCUGUCGCUGAUGGGGACGAAUUUGAGGGAUUAUCUCUUCGAAGCGAACCGGGUGCUUAAAAUAGGAGGUGUAUUAAAAAUAGCGGAAGUUGAAAGUAGAUUUGAGGACGUCGAGCAAUUCAUAAAAGGAGUUCAACAUUUCGGUUUCAAGAGCAUGUGGAAGGAUUUAUCGCACAAUUUGUUUUAUUUUUUGGAUUUCAAAAAGGAGAAGGACGUUAGGAAUAAGAAUAAAUUGCCGACGUUGAGUUUGUUGCCUUGUUUGUACAAGAAAAGAUGAAUCUUGUCGAAUAUAA
Phyllotreta striolata is the source of this 1430-nucleotide messenger RNA. NCBI's taxonomy places the organism in Eukaryota, Metazoa, Arthropoda, Insecta, Coleoptera, Chrysomelidae. The record is from the annotation of a GenBank genome assembly.